AAAGAAGCGCCAGAGUCUGCGCAAAACGAACAGGUCUAGUGGUCGCGCUGCUUGUGCUGUCACGAGCCUUGUCCAAGGCUACCGAGUAGUGAAUUGACAUAAAUUAUUGACGACAUCGAAUUGCCUUCGUUUAGCCAUCGGACAUACGUCAUUAUUGGAAUAGAUACAUUGUGGAAAUACGAUGGUAUGCUGACUGAUCACGGUCAACUGGUGAUGUUUUCCAAUAUUUGAUAUAGCUAGCUAGCCAGCUAACAUUAGCUGUUUAGCUAGCUUGCCGUGCGUGACUCACUGACAAGAGUCAGAGAUCAGACUGAGUGGCAAUUUUUUGGCAUUGUGCUUUUUCUCUGAUAUCUGGAUAUAUAACGUUAAUAUAUUUCGCGGGUAGAUAUAGUUAGUUACAACUGCGUAUACUUUAACUGUCAUCUGGUCGUGAACGAAGAGAAGGUUUGAAUGAAUUUGCUAGCCAGCGGAAACGUCGGCUAGUUAACACGGAUACACUUGGAGUAACCAUACUGCUAGUUUGCUGAAUUGAUCAACGGCACUGUCAUCCAAACUAGCUAAUCUACAUACCUAGCAAGCUAUUAUAAACGUGCUAUCUUUGGUAAAACGCCAAGGAACAUAAACGGUUAAAGGUUGGUUAGCUGGCUAACUAGCUAGGACACAAGCUAACACACCCUGCACUGUAACACCUAAACGCCAGCUGACGUUUGAUAGCUGACCAUCGACAAUUCAUUUUUUACGGGAAAGGCCGGAGUGAGGACAGAAACCAGCAAAAAUGCCGGCUGUGUCGAAGGGAGAUGGGAUGCGCGGAUUAGCGGUGUUCAUUUCGGACAUACGGAAUUGUAAGAGCAAGGAGGCAGAGAUCAAGCGGAUCAAUAAGGAGCUGGCCAACAUCCGCUCCAAAUUCAAGGGGGAUAAGGCACUGGACGGCUAUAGUAAGAAGAAGUAUGUCUGCAAGCUGCUCUUCAUCUUCCUGCUGGGACAUGACAUUGACUUUGGACACAUGGAGGCUGUCAACCUGCUCAGCUCCAACAAGUACACAGAGAAACAGAUCGGAUACCUGUUCAUCUCGGUGCUGGUAAACAGCAACAGCGAGUUGAUCCGCCUCAUCAACAACGCCAUCAAGAACGACCUGUCUAGCCGCAACCCCACCUUCAUGUGCCUGGCCCUACACUGCAUCGCCAACGUGGGCAGCCGCGAGAUGGCCGAGGCCUUCGCUGGAGAGAUACCCCGCAUUCUGGUGGCUGGGGACACCAUGGACAGUGUGAAGCAGUCUGCUGCCCUGUGUCUUCUGCGUCUGUACAAGGCCUCCCCAGACCUGGUUCUGAUGGGGGAGUGGACCUCCCGGGUGGUGCACCUCCUCAACGACCAGCACAUGGGUGUUGUCACGGCAGCCAUCUCCCUCAUCACCUGUCUCAGCUCGAAGAACCCAGAUGAGUUCAAAACCUGUGUGUCCCUGGCUGUUUCUCGUCUGAGCAGGAUUGUGUCGUCAGCCUCCACUGACCUGCAGGACUACACCUACUACUUUGUCCCGGCCCCGUGGCUCUCCUGUAAACUGCUGCGCUUGCUGCAGUGCUACCCCCCGCCAGAGGAUGGCGCCGUGAAGGGCCGCCUGGUGGAGUGUCUGGAGACCAUCCUGAACAAGGCCCAGGAACCACCCAAGUCCAAAAAGGUGCAGCACUCCAACGCCAAGAACGCCAUCCUGUUCGAGGCUAUCUCACUCAUCAUCCACUACGACAGUGAGCCCAACCUGCUGGUGCGUGCCUGUAACCAGCUAGGUCAGUUCCUGCAGCACAGAGAGACCAAUCUGCGCUACCUGGCUCUGGAGAGCAUGUGUACCCUGGCCAGCUCGGAGUUCUCCCAUGAGGCCGUCAAGACGCACAUCGAGACCGUCAUCAACGCACUCAAGACUGAAAGGGAUGUGAGUGUUCGCCAGAGGGCUGCUGACCUGCUCUACGCCAUGUGUGACCGUAGCAACGCCAAGCAGAUCGUUGCCGAGAUGCUCAGCUACCUGGAGACAGCCGACUACUCCAUCAGAGAGGAGAUGGUGUUGAAGGUGGCCAUCCUGGCAGAAAAGUAUGCGGUGGACUACUCAUGGUAUGUUGACACCAUCCUUAACCUCAUCCGCAUUGCCGGGGACUACGUCAGUGAGGAGGUGUGGUACCGAGUCAUCCAGAUUGUCAUCAACCGUGACGACGUGCAGGGCUACGCCGCCAAGACUGUCUUUGAGGCGCUGCAGGCCCCAGCCUGUCAUGAGAACAUGGUGAAGGUGGGGGGGUACAUCCUGGGAGAGUUUGGAAACCUCAUCGCCGGGGACCCCCGCUCCAGCCCUCUGGUCCAGUUCAACCUGCUCCACUCUAAGUUCCACCUGUGUUCGGUGCCCACGCGCGCCCUGCUGCUCUCGGCCUACAUCAAGUUCAUCAACCUGUUCCCAGAGACCAAGGCCACCAUCCAGGAGGUGCUUCGCUCCGACAGCCAGAUCAGGAACUCUGACGUGGAGCUGCAGCAGAGGGCCGUGGAGUACCUCAAGCUCUCCUCCAUCGCCAGCACCGACGUCCUGGCCACUGUGCUGGAGGAGAUGCCUCCCUUCCCAGAGAGGGAGUCCUCCAUCUUGGCCAAGCUGAAGAAGAAGAAGGGUCCGGGUGCCGUGUCGGUAGAGCUGGAGGACGGCAAGGAGAGAGGAGAGCUCAACGGUGGAGGGGACAGGGCGGGUGACGCUGCCAUCGCAGCCUCUAACGCUUCCACCCCCUCCCCUUCAGCGGAUCUGCUUGGCCUUCGUUUCGGCCGCUCCUGUUAGUGGGGCCACUCCCAGUGCAGGCAGCCUAUUGGU
Messenger RNA from Salvelinus sp. IW2-2015, 2830 nucleotides. Its product is annotated as AP-2 complex subunit alpha-1. Gene Ontology annotation, cellular component: Golgi apparatus; AP-1 adaptor complex; AP-2 adaptor complex. Gene Ontology annotation, biological process: clathrin-dependent endocytosis; intracellular protein transport. The record is from RefSeq and is a predicted model, not a curated record. Gene Ontology annotation, molecular function: clathrin-cargo adaptor activity. Lineage: Eukaryota; Metazoa; Chordata; Actinopteri; Salmoniformes; Salmonidae.